Messenger RNA from Plasmodium yoelii, 3912 nucleotides. RefSeq names its product conserved protein, unknown function. The record is from RefSeq and is a predicted model, not a curated record. The coding region runs from base 1 to 3912 and encodes 1303 amino acids. NCBI's taxonomy places the organism in Eukaryota, Apicomplexa, Aconoidasida, Haemosporida, Plasmodiidae. The transcript has 2 exons.
AUGCAUCAUUUUAUAUUGCUAUUGUUAUUAUUUGUGAAAUAUGGUGCAUAUGUAGUAUGCUCAGAUCCUAGUGAUGAUAUAAGUUUUGAAAACGACAUUGACGAAAAAUGGAUGCUGCACCCCCUCGAAACAAAUCCUUUUAUUGAUUUACAACAUCCUAAUUUCAAGGGAGACUUUGUAAGAUCUAUUAAUGAAUAUUAUGUAUUUGAAACAAAAGAAUAUAAUGCGUAUAAAAAAGAAAGAUACAAUAAUAUAAAGAAUGGCAUCCCUUUUGAAAAAAAACAAUUUCAUUGUGCAUUCAAUCUAUUAUUACAUGGAAGACCAAAUUCAAGAAAUGCCGAUGAUUAUAGAAUAUGGAGUCCCCAAAUAACUUUAAUAAAGUAUGAUGCAAUGUUAAAAAAAAAAUAUCAUAAAUAUUUUUUAUAUGCGCCAUAUGUAGUAAUAACAAAUUUUGUUGGUAAUGAAGGAAUACACGCCCAUGCUAAUUAUGCAUUUCUUAUAACAAACCGCUUAUCUAUGACAUUCAAGCAUUUAUUAAAAGAUGAUACAUGUCAUACAUAUGAUGUAUUUGUACAUGCACAUUGUGUGGGAGGUAAUAUUGGUAGAAUUGUUUUCACGUUAGAUAGAGAUAUAUGGAAGACAGUAAAUCUCUCAUUAAUAGAUAUUCAAAAUGAAAGAACAACAUUAGCAAUAUUGAAUCACAAUUUCAAACGAACUUUAACCGACGUAAAUAUAAUAACUGAUAAAAGUACCAUAAAAUAUCGAUCAGAUCCAUAUUUUAAAAAACAUCAUCAUUGUCUCUACAAAUCAUUUAAAUUUGUUCCCAAAAAAAAAAGAUUAACAGAUUAUUUUGAAGAAAUGUUUAGCGAUCAUAAUGUUGAAUAUGAUAGUUUAGAGAGUGUGAACAAACAAUUGUAUAAAAAAAAACUUUCUAAAUUAAAAAAAUCAAAAUAUUCUAGUAGUAAACGUAUGAGAAACCCCUUUAAAAUGGAUGAAGAUCUGACCUCGAAUAUCAAAUCAGACUAUAGUGAGGAUGAAGACGAAGAAAUAUCAGAUUCCACGUCCGUAUUUGAUCCUAAUAAUAAUUCUUAUGACAAUUUUCAAUAUUCCUAUCAAACUUUAGAUAAUGAUGAUAGUGAAGAUGAUGAAGAAGUAAUAUCUCUAAAAUUCGUAAAAAGGUUGCAUUACUAUAUUUUAAAUAAAAAAUUUAAUUUGUUAGGUUUUACUGCAACAGGAUCGCCAUUAUCUGGUUUAUAUGCAAAUAUGGAGGAUGUUACAAUAGGUUAUCAAAAUGUAUCAAAAUAUAGACAUAUUAUUAAAUAUAUCCCUAAAAUUGUCACAUCUAAAUUAGCUAAAUUACGAGAUUUUAAAGAAUUGAUAUAUUUAAUAAACCCAGAAUUGUUUUGCUUAUUAGCUGUAAAUGAAAAAUUAAAUUAUAAUUAUAAAAAAAAUAUAGGUUCAUUGAUGGGAUUUUUUAAAAAUGUUAAUUUUUAUUCUGAUUUAGACAAUGACGAAGUAGUAAGCUUAUAUUCUGCUUUGGGUAUUCACUCAUCGAUGCAUAUGAGAUCAUUAAGUUAUUAUAUUUUAAACAUUAGAAAUGAAUACUAUUUACGACUAUAUAAUAUUCCUGUUCAUUUAUCCGACAUUAAUGUAUCAAAUAAUUAUCCAUUUUUUAAUUAUAUAAAACAUAAUCCCAUAUGUAAACAUGUACCAUCACAUAAUUUAGGCCAAUUUAUCUCUUUUAUUAAUGAAAUAGUUAAUUUUGAUCAAAAACCGAGACCAUACAUUCCAAAUAGAUAUGUAUAUAAAAGCCCUAAAUUAACUCAUUUUGUUAUCCCAAUGGCUGUAAGUAGUAAUAUUUAUACACCACAUUCAAUAUUAGGUAGUGGUAGAACUAAUCUAUUACUGUAUACAUAUGAUAUGUAUAGACAUAUAUCUCAUAAACUAGUUAGUGAGGAUAAUGUAUUUACAAGCGAUACCGAAUAUUCAUAUGAAGGAGACCCAUUUAUUUAUUAUAACUGGUUAACAUAUGUUGGUGAUCAAAAUAAUAUGAAAAGUCGUAGCUUUAUGAAAAAAAUUUAUUUGUAUUCAGAUAAUUUAAAUAUUAACACAGUAGAUAACUUAAUUAAUUCAUUUGUUAAUAUUCACUACACCAAAGUUUUUAUAUUUGAUAAAAACAAUCCAGUUGAUGCUUAUAGACAUUUAUAUAGAACGUUGAAUAAUUUCUCUAUACCUAUCGGAAGAAUCUCAUUUAGUGUUGGAAAUAAAAAAAAACUUUCCUUCCUAUCAUUAAGUACACCGAAAAUAAGUCGUGAUGAAGCUAUUAUAUAUGAAUAUAUUAACAGAUAUACGAACUUUAUUCAGAAUUAUAUUUUAAUGAAUUCUCUUUAUUCUAUAAAAUAUGAAAACCACAUAUUAACUCAUAAAGCCUUUAAAGAGUAUCAUCAAAAAGCUGUUGAACGUUUGAAAAAACAAUUAAAAAUUGUGGAAAGUUUUGUUAAGGCACAUAAAACAUUCAAUGGUAUGAAACAAGCAUUAAGGGAUUCCUUUAAUAUGUAUAAAAAUACUUAUGAUGAAAGAUCUAGUUCAUUAACGGAGGAAAUCAUUUAUGAAAGAAAUGAAUCUUCUGAUUCUAGGGGAAGUACUAGUAAUGAUGAUGCACCAAUAAAUACAGAUAUUUAUAUUAACAAAGAAUUGGGUGAUCUGGAAUCAUUUAUUGAAUCAUACUACCCUGAUCCUGAUAGCGUUGGUGAAAAUUUUUCAAAUGAAAAUUCUAAACAUGAUGACUCAUCUUCAUAUGACAACUAUUAUGGAACAUAUUUAUUAGUUAAAAGCAAUACAAAAAUAAAAUCUGUCUAUGAAUAUUUGUUAAAAUAUGAUAAAAAAUAUAAAAAUGCAAAAUAUAUAGAAUUUAUAAUGAAAAAUGAAAUGUAUGGAGAUAUAAAUGACCAAUUAAAUAAUAUAGAAAAUGGUUCAUCAUGCUUAUUUAGCGUAAAUGAUAAAGUGAAAAUUUCUUAUAUAAUCGACUAUUGUAAUUAUGAUAAAAAAUCAUAUUUCCUUUUUAACAAAGCGUAUAAAUCUAAAAAUAUAUAUUCUGUGCCAUCACACGAUGCAUGUGAAACUCCAGAAUAUAGUUAUUUCAAAUUAUGUCAAAAUGCAUCUCUCCUUAGAAAAUUUUUUACGAAAAGAUUAGAUACCGAAAUUGGUCAUAUACAUAGAAAGGAACUAAAAAGAAUAUCAACAAUGAAAAGCAGUAUUGAGAGUAAUAUGGACUCUACGCAUUUGUUUUCCAUAUCAAAUGAUUCAUUAGUUUCGAUAAUUCAUGAUCAAAACGAAGACAUAACUACGUUUGAUGUGAAUGCGUGUUUUACAGUAUCGGCCAAGACCACACUUGGAAAUAUAUUUAACGUGAAUAGUCGAAUGGAUCCAGAAACUAUAAACACUAGUAUCAAUAACUCAAUAUUUUGUACUCCUGUAUCUGUUCCGGUUGUAUCAAACAGACCAAUAAUGAAAAGUAUAAAUGAUAUAUACAUAAGAGCAAUUGUAGAUAUUAUAAAAAAUGAACAAUUUAGAGAGCUUAUGUCGAUACCCGAAAAACUAAAUCCUUAUUAUUCCUUUAUAUAUUUUUUUGAUAAAUUUGCUUAUGUUUAUAAACCAAAAAGUUGGUAUAAAAAUAUGAAUAGAGUAAAGAUGUUUAUCCCACCCCAAACAAUUAAAUGGAAUAUGUUUUAUUAUUUAUUAAGAAAUGAUAUAUCUACAGUUUACAAUAAUGAAGAAUUUUUAUAUGAAUUCUUUUACGGAAAUAAAUCCACUUCUGUCAAGCCACUAGUUAAAAAUAUAUUGAAACCAUUCUUGAGUCAUUUUACCCUCUUCUUCUAUCUUUAUAAAGUGGAUGAAUCUAUUGGUAAUUGA